Epinephelus fuscoguttatus (brown-marbled grouper) is the source of this 4262-nucleotide messenger RNA. RefSeq names its product GTPase IMAP family member 9-like. Bases 1 to 945 code for a protein of 314 amino acids. The record is from RefSeq and is a predicted model, not a curated record. The transcript has 2 exons. Gene Ontology annotation, molecular function: GTP binding. Lineage: Eukaryota; Metazoa; Chordata; Actinopteri; Perciformes; Serranidae.
AUGAGAUGGAUAUUAAAAUACUCAGAACAAGACAUCCACAGUGACAAGACAUUAAAGAUCAGCUACUCCUUCAAGAAAGAGAUGGCCAGUGAAGAUAAUCUACUGCCUGAGCAGCUGAGGAUUGUACUUGUUGGGAAGGUUCAAGCAGGGAAGACUUCAGUCAUGAACACCCUCCUGAGGUACCCAGAGGAAGAUGAGGAACUUGCCUCUAAAAGUCAAAAAUUAUUGAUCACUGACACACACAAAUGUCAGAAGGAAGAAGUAAAGGUCGGACAACAAAACGUGGUUGUUGUCGACACUCCAGGUCUGUGUCAUGCAGAAAAAGAAGAUAAGGAGGUGAUGGCAGAGAUUAAGCAAUGCGUCUCACUGGCUGAGCCUGGUCCCCAUGUGUUCCUGUUUGUCAUGGAAUUGGAAACAUUUACAGAUGAAGGACAGGACAUGGUGAAGAUCAUUAAGGAGACCUUUGGUGAAAAUAUGGUAGAUUACAGUAUGGUUUUGUUCACCCAUGGAAAUGAACUACAGAGAGCUACAAGAACCAUAGAAGAAUUCAUUGGCGAGGGUAAUCUUAAAAACUUUGUUGAAGAGUGUAAAGGGGGAUGUCAUGUUAUUGAAAAUGAAGACCACAGUCCAUCACAAGUCACCGAGCUUCUGAAGAAGAUCAACUACAUGGUUCAGGAAAAUAAAGGAAACUUUUACACCACCAAAAUGUUCCAAGAUGCUCAAAAAGAAGCAAACGCUCCUGAUGUUAGGAAGAAAAUCUCGCUCUCUGUUGGUGGCUCUGCUUUGGCUGGAGCAGGUGUUGGAGGAGCAAUAUCAUACCUUGCUGGGGCUGGGUUAGCAACCACAGCAGGAGCAGCAGCAGGAGCUGCAGUGGGGGGUGUAAUGGGGGGUGUAGGGAUAGUUACGGUAGAACGCAUUAAGGCUAAAAAAUGUGUUAUGCAAUGAAUUUUCACUGUUCUUAUGAGCAGGUGUAGGCCAAAGUCAGAGGCUAUAAAUAACAUGAUUUCAUGUGUUUAUGCAUUUAUAUCAGUCUGGCAAAUGACCUAAUGCUGCGUUCACAUGGAAUCAGGCAGCCAGAAAACACCAUCUGUACGGCACGGGAAAAACAAACAGUUCGGAAUGGCAGAAAGGCAAAACAAAAAACACAUGACAACAUGUUGCAAUGGUAAUGCUUUAUUUUUUAUAAAGAACUGGCCAAAUUAUAUUAAAUAAAAUUAUUUUAUGUUCAUUACUUUAUGUAAUUUUUGUAGUUAUGUCCAGUAAUUGUCCAGGUCACAAAUGUUUUCUCCCUGUGUGAAGCAGCUAUGUAACAUCCGAUUGUAAAUUCCAUUGCAGAGGACAGCAAAAAGUUCAAAAACUUUGACGGCAAAACCAUCUGCCGUUACCAUUGCUGAUAUUCUCUGCUGACCUCACCUAAUUUUACCAUCCUGCUCUCAUCCACUAAAAUGAUAUCCACUUUGUUGUAUACAGUCUUCCUGAUUCCAUUUGAGCGCAGCAUAAUGGAGCUGGUUAUUUGGCUAUUCAAAUCAAUAUUAGUCUAAAAGAUAAGGGGAAAAAUAAAUGCACACACUGAUAUAUCAUUAAGUCAUUUACACCACUUAAAGGUUUUCCUUAAGAGAACCCAGGACUCUGUUGCAGCAGCUGUUAAUAAAUUCUUCUGACUACUUUUAAACUAGGGAUUUACUAAAUCAGGUUGCACUAUUAAAACUAAAGCCAGUAAAGACUUCAAUGAUGUGUCAGACCAACGCGUUCUCAUCCCAACUCGUCAAAUAUCGUUGCUUUAUCUGUGGACUUUCAGGUCUACAUAUGACGCCCUAGGUAUCCUUCUGCAUCUCUUGUUGACAUUUCGGAACAACGUGUCAAUUGACAUGCAUUGUGUCUUUUCAAAAUACACUCUUGUUUCAGGAAAUGUAUAGUGUCUGCUUGUUAGAUGCAUGGAGUCUUUUUAAAAAUAAACUUACAGCAUCUGUAAAACACCUUGUAUUUAUGUCUAAUUCCUAGUGCAACAUCAGCACAUUUUACGUUUGGAAAAAACAUCAUGGUUUGGCCAACAUUCACCCUGGGUGAAAGUCUGAGGUUUGUUGGACCUAUGCACCUCCCCUCCCAGCACCCAGGUCACUUACAAAGCAACUGAUUUGACGAGUUCAGAAUGAGAAUGGGUUUGUCACACUACUGCUAGGAAACAUUUGCAGUGCUGUCCAACCCUGAGCAAUUAACUAUGACGAUUAACUAUCACAAGCUAGCAUAACUGCCCAAAACGCCUGCUGUAGAGGCUCACACAUAAAUCUCAGAGUCAUUCAUACAGUUUAUAAUGAGAGGGAAAUGAUGUUAAGCUAACUGAUGCUAUUAACAUUUUUAAACAAAUGUUAUUAGCAUUAUGUUUCAUAAUUUGAGGCUUAUUGUGUUAUUUUAGGAACUGUAACUUAACCUUAAUUUAAAAUUUUAUCAAGUUUCAAGUCAGAUGUGUCGACCAUAUUAAUUCUUUUACUCUAAAGUUAUGUCUGUAAAUAUUUAAUCACAACUAACAACUUGUUUGUGACCUGCAAGCUGUUUUAAGUUAGUGAUAAAACUAAAUUUAGCAAGUGCAAAUGUUAGCAUGGGGCUAAACAUUUUAACAGCUGAUGUAACAGAGUUGUGAUAGGCCUAUUUCUUGACCGAUAAAUAUUAUUUUUGUGUCUUUCCUCCAAGAGCACUGUCUGUCACUUAUCUUUGGUAUAAAAAGUAUGCUGGCUUGCAAACUGCAAUAUGCAACUGGACAUCAAUAGCAGGACGUCCUGGUAUUUUUGGCAUGCUGCAUUUGGCAUACUAUGUAUUGGGACAUACUAAACCGCUGCUCUAAUAGGUUAUUUACUCCCACUGUUCAAUAUACAUUAGUAAAUUAAAACAUAUUAGGCCCUCUUUCUUGUCAUCUUACAGAUCACAAUUGGCUGUGGUGAAACAUGGUUAAAUGUUUAUGACCACCAUUUUUCAUGGACUUUGAAUUUGAUUCAUCUGUUUAUCUGUUUUUGGUCAAAUUAUCUGAUUAUAUUCUGGUGGAGAGUUUGGACUAUGUAUUGUACUUUGAUAUUAAAUUGCAUCUGGAUAUUCUAUCUCGGGACUUAAGGGUUUAUCUUUAAUGCUGUGUUCACACUAUGAGCGACACGACAACUAAUGACAAGACAUGACAGACUAAAGCCUCAUACUUGUUGCUGCUGACGGGCAUGACAAAUAAAAGUUGAGCUGGGUUCAGCUUUUUUCAGCACUCUAAUGGCGCAGUGAAGCGUCAGCCAGUCAUGAGUUUUUGUUUUUAUUUGGUUUAGUUAGCUGACUUUAUGCUAAGCUAGCUCUAUGUGCAUUGUGUUGCUCACAGAGAUGCACUGGGGGAUCAUCAAAAUGUGAUGUUAAAAUGGGGCUCAGACACUGAUCUUGAUUUUUAUGACCAUAUACAAACUGUAGAUGACAGUCGUUUGAGGUGCUUUGUGGGAGGUAGCAGACACACACAAACCUGUGAUGACAAAUACAUUAACCAGCGCUUGGGCAACACUUCAGUGAUCGAUAAUGUAGCUAGCUGUCACACUGUUGCGGUGUCGCUCAUAGUUUGAACACACCAUAACUUCACAGGGUUUUCAGGGCAUUUUUGUUUUGUUUUGUUUUUGUCAUUGUACAUUUUAGUUAUGUCACCUGAUUUAUAUUUCCCAUGAUAUGAGACUAUUUGUGUUGUUCUGAUUGUUUAAAAAAAAUCUGAUUUUUCAUAGUUUUUUUAUUUUCAUUUUUUCUUAUUAUUUAGUAUUUUCUAAUCAGUCUCAUUAUUCUCAUCAUUUGCUAAGUUUCACAUUCAUAAAUGUAAAUUUACCAAAGUAAAACCUUACUUCUGUGUUUUUCAUGUAGAAAUGCAACUAUAUUAAGACAAUAACCUCAGCAAAAAAAAAAAAAAAAAAAUUAAAACUGUGAGACUACUCCCAAUUUAAUGUUUUUACUGAAAUUACUGUAUACCACACAUACCAGGUAACCACAAUGUCCUAUUUUCUAAUAUAUGAAGAUUAGAAAUUGGUAUGAAAAUAUACAGACCUGCAAAUUCUGCAAACAAAAAUCAGGUAUGGGGUCUGGGGGAAUCCUUGCCUGGAAGAAAAUCUUUAGUGAUUUUAAUACACAAAUCUAAUGAAACCUUCUGGAGCAUUUUGAGAGUAGAAUACAAUGAGAAAAGAAAACAUCUUGUUCUAAUAAACAAAUACAUAACAAUAGGCUAAGUCACAUGAAUUGACUCACUGGCAUUAACAAAAUGA